Messenger RNA from Podarcis raffonei (Aeolian wall lizard), 2950 nucleotides. It is a transcript of the gene NOG, whose product is annotated as noggin. Gene Ontology annotation, biological process: negative regulation of BMP signaling pathway; osteoblast differentiation; negative regulation of cell differentiation. The transcript has a single exon. The record is from RefSeq and is a predicted model, not a curated record. The coding region runs from base 1331 to 2005 and encodes 224 amino acids. NCBI's taxonomy places the organism in Eukaryota, Metazoa, Chordata, Lepidosauria, Squamata, Lacertidae.
UGGGUCCUGAAGUUAGUCCCAGCAGAGGGCGCUCUCUCCUCCAGCUUGGAUUAGCAUUAGGCAGCAAUUUCACGCUCGGAGAAAGGAGGCGUCUGUAGAGAACUUCUCGGGCUAGGCGCCAACAAACGCGCUUAGGAAUUACAUCACGGGCUCGCGUUUUUGUGUGUGUGUGUAGUAGCGGCGCAAAUAAAUGCAGCCGCCGCGACCAGGUACUGGGGCAAUAAGUGGGGGAAGGCAAGGGGAGGGGAAAGAGCUUGGAGGCGGAGGAAGGAAAGUGAAAGGAGCCAGUGAGAGCGCGCCGAGGCGCACAUGGAGAGGCUAGGUGCCUUGCAAGGUUGCAGAGCUCUCCUGCCGCUGGCACGGAACUCCAGCUCGGCGAGCUUGGUCUGAAAGCUGCCUGCCACCCACCCACAGCAGAGCCAGGCGGAAGGGCAGAAGAAGGAGCAGCAGCAGCAGCAGCGAGCGAGGAAGUUGCCCAACCUCGUGGAUUGCAGCGGUGCGCUUGCUUGCUUUGCAGGCUGCAAGAAGGCGAAAGACGCGCGCGCGCGCUGCAGAGCAUCCUCUCCCAGCCGCGCUUCGGCAGCGGCACGUUUGCAGCGGAGCGCAGAGAGACAGAGAGACGCUCGGCGCCUUGGCCUCGCUUUGGUGGACGGCUCGGCGUGGUCCGGCCAGAGGUUUGCAACAGGAGCUGCUCCCGGCAGGACUUUGGCUUUCGUGGAGGGAUCGCCGCCGCCCCCUCCUCUCCACCUCUGUCCUCUGCUUCUUCUUCUUUUUUUAAAGGAGAGAGGUGCCGGAAAAGAGCGAGUCGGUGGUUUCCAUAGUGAUGGAGGAGCACGGGCAGGAAAUUUAAAGGCGCUGGAUCCUCGCGAAGCAGACAAGCUGGUGCCAACGUGCGUGGCGGCGGCUGCUGUUGCGGCGGCGGCUGCUUUUGCAAAGAGAAACGCGAGCCGGAGGGGAAGUUUGCAGAAGAAGCUUUUGCUGAGUGACACCGCGCAACCAACUCGGGAGCCAGAGGAACAAUUGCACCCAGCCGGACGAGGCGUCAGGUCUCCGGAACGCGACGGUUUGCUUUGGCUUGGUGGCGUGUGCUUUUCUUAUUUAUUUUAUUUUUUCCCCCUCUUUUUGCAUAUACUCACCCGAGGCGCUUGCACGCGCCGAAUUGCUCCGCGGGACUGAGCGUGGCGCAUCCCCUACUUCUUUCCCACGACGGCUUGCUCGGAUCCUCGCGCCGUCCUUUGCGCGCUUCUCCCGAUGCCUUUUUUGCUGGGCCUGGCCGCCCGGUGAGCCUCCCUCGUUCCCUUCCGUCCCCCCGUCGUCCCCCCCGUCGAGGAUGGAUCAUUCCCAGUGGCUCGUGACUAUUUACGCCUUGGUAGUUCUCCUGGGGCUCCGUCUGGAGCGAGGCGCUUGCCAGCACUACCUGCACAUCCGCCCUGCGCCCAGCGACAACUUGCCCCUGGUGGAUCUAAUCGAGCACCCGGACCCUAUCUUCGACCCCAAGGAGAAGGACCUCAACGACACGCUCCUGCGCAACCUCCUGGGCACCCACUUCGACGCCAACUUCAUGGCGGUCUCCCUGGCCGACGAUCGCCUGGGAGGGGACGACCUGGCCGAGCUGGACCUGCUGCUGAGGCAGAGGCCGUCGGGGGCCAUGCCCAGCGAGAUCAAGAGCCUGGAGUUUUACGACGGGGGCCUGCAAGCCAGCAAGAAGCACCGGCUGAGCAAGAAGCUUCGCCGGAAGCUGCAGCUGUGGCUGUGGUCGCAGACCUUCUGCCCGGUCCUCUACACGUGGAACGACCUGGGCAGCCGCUUCUGGCCCCGCUACGUCAAAGUGGGCAGCUGCUUCAGCAAAAGGUCGUGCUCCGUCCCCGAAGGGAUGGUCUGCAAGCCGGCCAAGUCGGUGCAUCUGACCAUCUUGAGGUGGAGGUGCCAGCGCCGGGGCGGGCAGCGCUGCACGUGGAUCCCCAUUCAGUACCCCAUCAUCGCCGAGUGCAAGUGUUCCUGCUAGUGGACGUGGGGGGGACCGGGAAGGGAGCUGCCUGCGCGGUGCACUUAAUUCCCAUCCUCACCCCUUAAAAAAACAAAAAAACUGCAAAGGUCGUGCCCACCACCCACCCCCUCUCAAAUCUCUUGUUCUGUUUCUCUACCCCCACAAAAAACAAAACUAAAACCGGACUGCGGUAGUGGACUUUGGAAAAGCUCCAAAACUACGGACAGCUCUUCGGCCUCCCGGUUCAAAACGUUGCACUGCACUGCAAAGUGUAGGGGAAUGUAACUUUGUUAUGUCUGCGAGCGUGUGUCUGUGUGUGAAAGAGAGAGAGUCGUGCAGAGGUGACAGAAAGUGUGCGCGUGUGGCUAUAUAAAUAGAGACACCCUCCCCGUUUGAAAUCUCCUGUUAAAAAAGGUCAGUGUUACAACGUGGAGUAAACACCCUCCUCUACUGUAUUGUUAAAGAGUCUCCUCAUUGAUCACCGCUUUAAGGUAUUUGGGCUCCCUCUCCCCUCCUUUUAAUUUAUAUUCCAGAGAAAAAUAUUAGGGGAAUUUAAGAACCUAAACAAACAAACAGGCCCCCAUCUGCCCCGCCCCCUAAAAAAAACAACUUCGCUUUUUUGCGAAGGUUUUUUUUUUAGAAGAAACGUGAACUUUUGGUAAGAAAAGAAACAUAUAUAUAUAUAUAAAUAUAUAUAAGAUAUUUUCCAUUCUUCGGAAAAUGUAUGUGUGCGUUGCGUGUGGAUUUUUUUAUGGACUUCAAGAUAUUAUUAUUAUUGUUAUUGUUAUUAUAAUAAAAAGCUUAGGACACGGUGUUACUGUAUAUAGUGAACUUUUUUUUUUGCUGUUGGAAUGUCUUUAACCCUCUGUAAAUGGAAGAGAGUCUGCUAUUUAUUCUUUAUAUUCGUUCCCUUGUAGUCAAAAAAGUUCAGUUCAGAAUUAAAAUCAACCACUAAAACACGGA